ACAACCGAGGCUGUUUUAUAGCUAAUGCGCGCGACACUGAACGUCUGUGAAACAGCACAGGAUAAACGCAGUUCAGUGUGUGAGCGCUCAACAGGGUGCUGAGUAAAGACGACUGCUGAACCGGACCAGACGCCGAAACACAUCAAAAACAACGAGAAGACGACAUGAAGGAAAAGAAUUUAAUCGAAACGGCCAAAAUGCAGGGAAACGUAAUGGAAAUGGUUUGAUUGUGCAUGCAAACGGAGCGUGCUUGGCCUGUACACAGUGGGGAACGAGGUGUGGUGAGGCGGAGUUGGGGCAGAAACGCUGGAACCACUGACUCAACAAACUGAUAAGGGCAGAAUUACCAGUAGUCAGACAGCUGUGUGGUGCUGUUGAUGAGGUAGAACUGAUGAUAAGGUCUUCAUGGCUGCUUGAGGAUAAGGGAACGAUAUGGUGCUGAUAAGCAGAUGUGCCUGGCUCAAGCUUUUCUGUGAUGAUAACAGAUGCUCUGCUCUCCCGCAUGAUGCUGUCAGUGACGAGGAGCUGGUGGGAAGUAACCCUUCGCAGAGGAACUGGAAGGGAAUAGCGAUCGCACUGCUUGUCAUUCUGGUCAUCUGCUCUCUGAUCGUCACCUCCGUCAUUCUGCUGACUCCAGGUGAGGAUGAUAGCCUGGCCUUUAAGGGGAAAGUGACAGUUGAAGAAAUCUUCAAGAAAGACUUCAAGGUUCAUGACCCAAAUGCUAAGUGGAUCAGCGGUAAUGAGCUCCUGUAUCGCACCCGUGAGGGUGACGUGGUCCGCUUUAACAUGGAGACCAACGAGAGCACAAUCCUGGUCACAAACAGGAAGUUUGAAAUGUACAAAGCCAGCAAGUAUGAAAUUUCUCCAGAUAUGAAACUCGUUCUGCUGGCCUACAAUGUCCAGCCGGUUUACAAGCAUUCAUUCACUGCGGACUACAUCAUUUGCAGUUUGGAAAAUCCGGAAACAUGGAUCCUGAACCCUCCAGAAGUGAGGAACGCUCAUCUGCAGUACGCAGGAUGGGGGCCACAAGGCCAGCAGCUGAUUUUUAUAUUUGAGAAUAACAUUUACUACCGAGCCACUGUGGGGAACAGAUCCAUUCGCCUGGUUUCUACUGGAAAGGAGGGUGUGAUAUUUAAUGGCCUGAGCGACUGGCUGUAUGAAGCGGAGAUCUUCAAGUCCCAUAUUGCCCACUGGUGGUCUCCAGAUGGAGCCCGGCUCGCAUACGCAACCAUAAAUGACACCCUGGUGCCCAAAAUGGAGAUCCCGAUGUUUACUGGCUCUGUCUACCCCAUGUCGAGACAAUACCACUACCCUAAAGCAGGAGAAGAAAAUCCGGUCAUCUCGCUGUACGUUGUGAAUCUCAAUGGUCCUUUGCACACUAUUGAGAUGAGGCGGCCAGAGGACCAGAGAAUAGGAGAGUACUAUGUGGCAAUGGUAAAAUGGGCCACCAGUACUAAACUGGCUGUGAACUGGUUGAACCGAGCCCAGAAUAUCUCCAUCCUGACUCUCUGUGAAGCCACAACAGGUGUUUGCACCAAGAAACAUGAGGAUGAAAGUGAGGGUUGGCUACACAGACAGAAUGAAGAACCGCUGUUCUCUAAAGAUGGACUCAGGCUGUUCUUCACCAGAGCAAUACCACAGGGAGGACGAGGGAAGUUCUUUCACAUCUCCAUGUCUAUCUCACAGGCCAACAGCAGCACAGAUACUCUACAGUCUAUCACAUCUGGAGACUGGGAUGUCACACAAGUUCUGGCCUAUGAUGAGGACAGCCAGUUAAUAUAUUUCCUGAGCACAGAGGACAACCCUAAAAGAAGACAUCUGUACAGCGCAGACACGGUCGGCACCUUCAACCGCCGCUGUCUGUCCUGUGAUUUUACUGACAGCUGUGGGUACGUCACCGGCUCCUUCAGUCACAACAUGGACUACUUUCUGCUCAACUGUAAAGGUCCUGGAGUCCCAUUUGUGGCAGUAUACAGCACCCACGACAAACAGAAUGUGUGUGACAUUGAACUGAAUUUGAACUUGAGGAUAACAGUGAACUCAAUGCAGAUGCCGAAAGUGGAAUACAGGAAGAUAAACAUAGAGGAUUACAGCCUCAGCAUGCAGAUCCUCAAACCUGCGGGCUUUAUAGACACAUCACAAUACCCACUUCUGCUUCUUGUAGAUGGUACUCCAGGCAGUCAGUCGGUUUCAGAGCAAUUCCACAUAGACUGGGCGUCAGUGCUGGUCAGCAGUUUUGGAGUGGUCGCUAUGCGCUUCGACGGCCGUGGAAGUGGCUUUCAAGGGACCAACCUUCUCCAUAAGGUGCAGCGCAGGCUGGGGAUGUUUGAGGAGAAAGACCAGCUGGAGGCUCUCAGUGUUAUGCUACAGGAGCCCUACAUUGACAAGAGCAGAAUUGGAGCUUUCGGGCAGGUGUAUGGAGGUUACAUUACAAGUCUUCUGCUUAGCUCUGAAGAAUCCAUGCUCAAGUGUGCUGCAGUUCUCUCACCUAUCACAGACUUUGCACUAUAUGCUUCAGCUUUCUCUGAGAGAUAUCUGGGUCCUCCUAAGCCAGAUCGAAGGGCAUAUGAGAUGGCCAACCUUGCGUACAGAGCGUCUCAGUUCAUCGAUAAGAAGUUUUUAAUCAUUCAUCCAACUGCAGAUGAAAAAGUCCACUUUCAGCACACAGCCAAAUUCAUCUCCAGAUUAAUAAGUGAGAGGGCAAAUUAUACACUGCAGAUUUACCCAGAUGAAGGUCACUUCAUUCACAAAGAGGGAACGCGGCAGCACCUCAGUCAGUCACUGGUCAACUUCUUCGAAGAGUGUUUCAGACUCCCAGAUCGAGUGUUUGAGGAGGCACUAGAGGAGGAGAGCGAAGAAGAGGGUUAGUACACCCGACCGGGUCAUAUCCGAGCACAAAGCCAGCUCCUUUUGCUACAUAAUAUGCAACCCAUAGAUUUCAGCCGUCCUUCAGUUUUCUUCUCAACGGUCCCUCCGCACCUCCGGUGUAGCAUGCUGACUCUGAGACUGCCCUGCCUCAUGUUCCUGCUCCUCAUACGCUCUCUCCAUCCACGAACCGCCACACGGCGUGGCACGUGGCCGGCGCCACGCCAUCUCUCUCGACCCGGCAGGCCAGUUAUGAGCUCACGAGGAGGUUAUGAAGAAGACGCAGUCUCCGAUCUGUCCAUCACGUUGACGGAUGAGAUGCUGUGAUAUUAACCCGGUGCUGAGUGUGAUGGGCUUUGAAUCCCAAUAAGCUGUGAAACUCACAGGAGACUCGAGGCUUAACCGCACAAUACCUGGAGUUGAAACAGCAGGACGGAUGGGUCAUUUGGUGUUUGUUUCAAAUAGAUAUUCGGUGUUUCGCUAACGGAAGUUGGGUGUUGUAGAGAGAAUGUGUCAUUUGUGGUUCAAACGAUCUUCUCAUGUCCAGUUGUGCUCGUGUCUGGUGUUGCAAUGUAAAGUCGCACAUGAAAACAUUCACUCGGGUAUCGAUAAAACUUGUUUUCAGUGUUCAAGCGUGGAAAUCUUAUAACCUCAAGUGUGUAUUUAGAUGGUGUUUAUUCAUUGCGAAAAUCUCAUCAAGCUAAAUGGGAGCAAAAACGAUUAUCAUUCUUUGCGACCAUGACAGUUUUUUAAGACUCUUCUUAGUGUGCGUGUGUUUUUUUUUAAGUGAUGGUCUGUCAGUGCUAGAGAAAGCACACAACUGUAUCUUGAUUUAGUCACUGUGCCUUAUUAUGGGGGCAGACAAUCCUUGCACUUAUACAAGGAGCCUCCUUAUAAAUAACACGAGUCAUUAAACUCUUCUGUUUGAUUGAUGGACAAAAUGUCUGUACUUGCAUCAACUUGAAAUGCAUCAACUGUAAUAGGAUUUUGAUGACACUGUUGUUAGUAAAUUAAGUUUGUAUCAUACUUUUAUUUGUGCAUGUGUAAGCUACUGUAGUGUUGUUUUAUUGUCAACAUAAGCAAACUCACGCUGCGUCCUGCUAAUAGUGGUUUUCCAUUCACUUUAAGAAUCAAGUAAUGGAGCAUGAAAUGAAAAUGUAUGAUUUCAACAUUACCUCAGUAUUAAGCUAAAACCUCUUAGAGGGCAUCAAAAGACAGUUUGUAAUACAUCUGUUUUACAAACACAUGCCCGAAAAAUCUGUACAUACAUUGAGCAUAAUGAGUAUUAAAGGAAUAAUUUAUCUAGAACUUAUAUUUGCUCAUCCUCAUGUCUCUUUAAACCCGUCUUGCUUCUGUUGAACUAAAGGAUCUCAGUGGAUGGAUCGAACAACACAAAUGAUGUCAAGCAGAAUGUUUACACUUUCUUUUCCAUGCAAUAUAUGUGACCCUGGACCACAAAACCAUAAGUAGCACAGGUAUAUUAGUAGCAAAAGCCAAAAUUUCAUCAUUUCAAAAAUCAUUAGAAUGUUACAGUAAGUAAAGAUCAUGUUCCAUGAAUAUGUUUUUUUUUACAUUUCCUACCAUAAAUAUAUUAAAGCCUUAUUUAUCAUUAGUAAUAAGGACAAAUUUGGACAACUUUUGGGCAAGAUUUUCGCAAUAUUUCGAUUUUUUGCACCCGCAGAUUGCAGAUUUUCAAAUAUUGUCCUAUCCUAACUGUCGCCCCAUUCAGACAGCCAGCGACCAGCAGUAGCAGAGAGACGCAAUCUCAUUCAUUUCAAUGGAAACCGGGCGACUUCCGGCGGUAUGAGCGAAAGUGACCGUUGGCAACCGUAUGGGCGUGUCCAGCGACGCGAGAAAGUUAAGAAAAGUUUAACUUUAUGCAAAUGUCGAGCGAAUUUUGGGAGUGACUACCAAUGAGAACGAAGCAGUGGAGUUCACGUCAUCCUUUUCUUGUCAGUUCCUGGCGUGGAUUGUACUCAUUUGUUUAUGACAAGCAGGUUUAGAAACGCCUCAUUGAAAGAGACGUAUGACUCACAGCGAUAACAUCGCUGGCUGUCUGAAUGCGGCUUGUGGGUUUACAACAGACGCGAGUUCAGCGAUUUGCGCGAGUAUAUUACAUACAAAGUCAAUGCAAA
Messenger RNA from Paramisgurnus dabryanus, 5000 nucleotides. RefSeq names its product dipeptidyl-peptidase 6a (gene dpp6a). Gene Ontology annotation, molecular function: potassium channel regulator activity; serine-type peptidase activity. Gene Ontology annotation, cellular component: voltage-gated potassium channel complex; plasma membrane. The record is from RefSeq and is a predicted model, not a curated record. Gene Ontology annotation, biological process: proteolysis; regulation of potassium ion transmembrane transport. NCBI's taxonomy places the organism in Eukaryota, Metazoa, Chordata, Actinopteri, Cypriniformes, Cobitidae.